CUCCUCCUUGAUUCCCUUGUCUCCCCUGCUUCAAUUGACUGAUCAGUUUUUGGCAAAGCACUUUUCUUAUAAGCACUUCAUUUGACAAUACGGGGCUCUUAGAGUAAGAGCACCUUAAAUCAGAGUUGGGGAAGGCUAUUUUGUUGCAUUGGAGAAUGAAUGGAAAAAAGGGUAGUAAUAUUGAGAUUAGCAUCAACAUCCCUUCUUCCAUGGCCAAAGUCAAACAGCUUGACCAAGCUGGCAAGAAAUCCAGCAAUGGAGGAGGAGGAGGUUUCUCCCUUAAGGCUUUGGUGUCGAAAGUUUCGGAAUUUGCCAAAGAAGAUAGCAACAGAGUGAAGUUCUCUUUGAAAGUAGGGCUGGCUGUGCUUCUUGUGUCUUUGCUUAUACUCUUCCGAGCACCUUAUGAAGUUUUUGGCACCAAUAUCAUUUGGUCCAUUCUCACUGUUGCCAUCAUGUUCGAAUAUACAGUUGGUGCAACAUUUAACAGAGGCUUCAACCGAGCUCUUGGGAGUUUGCUUGCUGGAAUAUUGGCCAUUGGUGUUGCCCAAAUAGCCCUAAGCUCUGGCCAUGUAGCUGAACCCAUCAUCAUCGGCAUUAGCAUCUUCAUAAUUGGAACAAUCACAUCGUUCAUGAAACUGUGGCCAUCACUUGUGCCAUAUGAGUACGGUUUCAGGGUCGUACUUUUCACCUUUUGUUUGAUUGUGGUUUCCGGGUACCGAAUAUCAAUGGGAAAUCCAAUGAGGACCGCCAUGGAUCGACUCUACUCCAUCGCCAUCGGAGGGUUUGUAGCAGUCUUGGUGAAUGUGCUUGUUUGCCCUAUUUGGGCUGGUGAGCAGUUGCAUAAGGAGCUAGUCAACAGCUUUGACUCAGUAGCUGCCUCACUUGAAGAAUGUGUUGGGAAAUAUUUAGAAGAUGAUGGGUCAGAGCACCCUGAAUUCUCCAAAACUGUCAUGGAUGAGUUUCCAGAUGAGCCUGCUUAUAGGAAAUGCAGAAGCACAUUGAACUCAUCAGCAAAACUAGAGGCUUUGGCUGUCUCGGCAAAGUGGGAGCCACCUCACGGCAGAUUCAGGCACUUCUUCUAUCCCUGGUCAGAAUAUGUCAAGGUGGCAGCUGUUUUAAGAUAUUGUGCUUAUGAGGUUAUGGCUCUUCAUGGUGUUUUGCACUCUGAGAUUCAGGCACCGUACAACCUCCGGAUUACGUUCCAGUCGGAGAUCCGGGAGGCCACAAGCCAGGCUGCAGAGCUGGUAAGGAGUUUGGGGCAGGACAUAAGCAGCAUGAAAAGGAGCGCCAGAAACUCUCUGCUCAAGAAGGUUCACAGUUCCACAGAGCGGCUCCAGCGUGCCAUAGACGUACACUCUUAUCUCCUCACAUCCACUUGUGAACCCCAAGACACCACCAACUUCUCCAAGCCACAGCCCAGGCUCUCUCAGACCUUAACAAACACCUUCUCCGACCUCCCGAACCAACUGACUGAUCUCGACAGCAGCAACAGCCUCGAAAUGAACUUGAGCCAGCAGCUGAACCAAAGCACACCGCAGCAGACGGAAUCUAACUACCAUGAGCUGAUGAGGAAGCAGUCGAGGAGGCUGCAUUAUUCGUGGCCACCGCUACAGGUUGAUGCUUUUGAAGAGGAGGGUUCUGCAGGGGACUUCCUGCCUAGGAUGAAGGCAUUGGAAAGCACUGCAGCAUUGUCACUGGCCACCUUCACUUCCUUGCUGAUAGAGUUUGUGGCUAGGCUUGAUCACUUAGUUGAGGCAGUUGAUGAGCUUUCUAAACUGGCCAAGUUCUGACACGGCAUGCGUGAGCACUUGUACACGAGAAAAUGUCCACUACUUGUACAAGAUCUUAUAUGAAAAUAAUCAUGUAAAAACAUGCUACAGUUUCAAGAAAAAGGAAAGUCCCAAAAUAAGUUCGAGAUUUUGGACUUGUUUUAAGGGCUAUGAAAGUUUUUUUGGGUGCAAAUGGGGGGCAGACGGUCCAAAGGAUUACUUGUAAAUACUUCUUUAACAGGUUUUGUUGGAUUUCUUUGUACUUUUCAUAGUUACUACCACUUGUGAUUUUCAACAGCAUCAGCAUGGCAACGAAAGAGUAAACGCAUUUGCAAAAGAUUGAAAACAUAAUUUUACCAAUCUUAUAUCAGGAUUUAGGAGCAGCCUCAUAUUAAAAGCGAUCAAGGAUGGUGGGUAUCCUUUCAGGGCAUGUUUACGUAUCAGUAAUGGAAAAAGUAAGGAAUUAGAGAAUUUAGGAAUCGGGAAACUACUGAAUCGGUAUGAGAAGAAUCAUUCUCAUUAAGCUGUUUAUUAAACAUAUGGAAUUAGCAAAGGAAUGGAGUUGAUUCCCAUUGUUAUUGUUUACUAACUUUCAUGAAUUAGAAUCCAAAUUAAUUUGAUCACUAAAAUGCCCUGCACAUUUUCACGACAACAUAUAUAUAAUUCUCAAAUUGGCGAAGGAGACCAAACAAAUCCUGCAACAAACCAGUAAGGAGGAAUCAAUAUGCUGAACAAGAUGAACAACAGGAGCCCAGUUCAAUGAUAAUGUUAAUAACACCUUUGUCCAGAGCCAAUUUCAAACGAAAAAAUAUACUCCAAUAUAUAUAUUUCACCUACGUAACUAGUAAACAAUCAAAUAAUAAUAUGUAUAAUCUUCAUACGACUAAAUACAUGGAACUUCUUAGAAUUGAGUUUUUAUUUUUUUUAGGGUUUGGGGUGUUUUGGAAUUAUGGUAAAGUGAUAAGGGUAUUUUUGAAAGUUAAUAAGAGAAAACAUGAAUGAGAAUCGUAUUGACUACCCCCUAGUUGAUUUGAUACCUAGUUUUGAGGGGAUGUGAUUACGGAUUUUAGGGUAGGAUCCACUUAUUUUUUCAUUCCUGAUUGCAAAUAAACGUAGGGGAAGUCAGGAAUGGAAAUCAUUCCCUUUCCUCCCAUACCCAUUACUGAUACAUAAACAUGCCCUCAAAUUGAGCAGUCUCAUGACAAAUAUAAUCAUUCAAUUCUACAAUUUUUUUUUUUCUUUUCACACAAGUGAUAUUUGGGAAGGGGGAUUUGAACACAAAACCUCGGGUGCAAGAGUUCUAAACCACUUGAACUACAAGCCCCUUGCCAUCCAAUUCUACAUUUAUUAUGGCUCAUAGUGCAGUGUCACGAGUCAUGACAUACUUUGUACCCAAUAUUAACGGCUGUAAAGUUUUUUAAGCUCAGAAAGCUUUUCAAGCUCAGAGAUCGGAAUACUUUCAUCAGCCUAAAACAAUUCUAAAUUAACUAUAAAUAAGCAUUUAACAAGAAGAACCAGCACAGAAUUCAUCCUCAAAAUUGGUAACUAAAUUGCAAGUCAAAUAAGCAAACCAAAGCAUACCAAACAGUGCAAAAAGGAUAUAUGAUCUCAGUAAAAGGCUUUUAUUGCACCAGAACGUCUGACAAACUGACUGACCCUACAGGCAGUAUAACCUGUAUU
Prunus persica (peach) is the source of this 3449-nucleotide messenger RNA. RefSeq names its product aluminum-activated malate transporter 9. The record is from RefSeq and is a predicted model, not a curated record. Gene Ontology annotation, biological process: malate transport. Gene Ontology annotation, cellular component: plant-type vacuole membrane. The transcript is spliced from 6 exons. Bases 156 to 1790 code for a protein of 544 amino acids. Lineage: Eukaryota; Viridiplantae; Streptophyta; Magnoliopsida; Rosales; Rosaceae.